Molecule: messenger RNA, 606 nt
Organism: Syzygium oleosum
Lineage: Eukaryota; Viridiplantae; Streptophyta; Magnoliopsida; Myrtales; Myrtaceae
Product: beta-glucosidase 18-like
Exons: 4
Coding region: 84-461 (125 amino acids)
Biological process (GO): carbohydrate metabolic process
Molecular function (GO): beta-glucosidase activity
Source: RefSeq, a predicted model, not a curated record
CCGUGUAUCUCACUGGAGAAAAAGACGGAGUUUACAUCGGCGAACAGACCGCGGCGUCAGCUUUCUUCAUCGUUCCGAGGGGCAUGGAAGGGAUCGUUACAUAUGUCAAAGAGAGAUACAACAACACGCCCAUGUUCAUUACUGAGAAUGGGUAUGCGCAACCUGCAAGUGCGGUCAACGAUUCGCUGAACGACACGACAAGAAUAGAGUACCACGAGAAGUAUCUCGCUGUCUUAAGUGAAGUUGUGAGAAAAGGAGCAGAUGUGAGGGGAUACUUCAUAUGGUCUCUGCUGGACAACUUCGAAUGGCUACACGGGUAUUUAAUACGAUUUGGGCUGCAUUAUGUGGACUUCCAAACACAGCAGAGGACACCCAAAUGGUCAGCGACUUGGUACAAGGAGUUCCUCUCUGGAGACAACAAAAUUCGAGCGAAUGGGAAAACAUCCACCUACAAAAUGUAGCAUCGGGGGUGUCUAAAACUGUUAGAGAUAUAUCAUAUCUUUCAACGAUGUCUAACAAAAAAUAUCUAUCGUGGAAUUUUUUAGUUUCCAGGCAGUAUUUGAAACAGUUAAUUGCAGAUGCUUUAAAACACAAUGGGUCAUUUAC